Messenger RNA from Nanorana parkeri, 897 nucleotides. Its product is annotated as taste receptor type 2 member 39-like. Gene Ontology annotation, biological process: detection of chemical stimulus involved in sensory perception of bitter taste; sensory perception of taste; G protein-coupled receptor signaling pathway. The record is from RefSeq and is a predicted model, not a curated record. Lineage: Eukaryota; Metazoa; Chordata; Amphibia; Anura; Dicroglossidae. Gene Ontology annotation, cellular component: membrane. The transcript has a single exon. Gene Ontology annotation, molecular function: bitter taste receptor activity; G protein-coupled receptor activity. Bases 1 to 897 code for a protein of 298 amino acids.
AUGAAGUGGUCUCUGUGGGUCACUCUCCUCCCGGCUGUUUUUUGUACCAUUGGAACCAUCUUCAACUCCUUUGUGAUGAGUAUAUAUUUAAAGGACUGGUGCAGGAAGAAGGGUCUGAAGGUGUGUGAUCAGAUCCUACUCAGUAUGGCAUUCACCAGCACCAGCCUGCAGUGGGUUGUCACACUGAGUCCCAUAGUAUUCUAUAUGGAGAGUCAUAUGGUAGUGCCCAGAGAGGUCUUCUUCUGUCUCUUUGUUAUAGAUUUUUUCCUGAUUGAGGCUACAUUUUGGCAGUUGGCCAUUCUCUCAACCUAUUACUGUGUCAAACUGUUUGACUUUACCUUUUCAUUCUUCAGAUGGGUGAAACGGCUUAUCUCUGGGUAUACUACUCAGCUCCUGCUGAUUUCUGCCGCCAUUUGUCUUGCUAUAAAUGUCCCUUUUGUUUGGGCGCUCCAAUUAAACAAUCCUGAGAAUGGGACAAAAGACACGAGGGGGGCAGGUUACAUUCCUACUAUUAAUAUUUAUUAUAGUGUGUUUCACAUAAUGUGUGGUUGCUGUUUGCCUUUUGCUAUAACAUUCACUUGCAUUGUGCUCAGCGUGGGAUCCCUCAUGAGACACGUCUGGAGGAUCAGGAGCAACGCUCUUCAGUUCAGCUCGUCCCCUCAGCUUGUUGGCCACAUUCAGGCAGCUGCCAUUAUGGUUCUUUGUGUGGUACUUGACUUAUCGUUCUUUCUGACUGUUACUGGCUUACUGGCAACGUCAUUUCAGAGUGCGGGAAUUCGAGACUCAAUCUUUUGGGCUGUUUUUAUAUCAUAUCCCACAACUCGAUCCAUGGUUGUGAUAAUUGGAAACCCCCAACUAAGGAGAAGGAUGGUGGAGAUGUGUGCUUCAUCUUCUUAA